AUGGUCCUCAGCCCAUGGGGCCACAUAUGUGGCCUCCUGCUGCUGUUGCUGCUGCCAUCUCUAGGGACUGGCCCUGCCCUAUGCAGGGGCCUUCCCAGGCCACUUGAGGACUCAGGACCCCACCUGGUACCAUCAGAGUCUCAGGCUUUUGACCAGAAUCCCAGAGAGGAGAGCCCCUGGCACUCUGAUAUUCCCCAGGUCCCUGCUGAAGGCCCUGAGAGACCUGCAGAUUCUCCUCUAGGCCCAGCCCUGCAUGGACCCAAAGCAGCUCACGGGGCCCAUCGAGAACAACUCCCCGUAACUGAUGACCUUCAGCUGGCUCAAGGGCCCAGCUCCCAGGGCUGGACAGGACCGCCCGACUCACAGGACCUUCUGGAGCAAGAAGCACUGGCCCCACGGCCAGUGGCACCCCCCAACCUUACCUCUAUCUCCACAACUCCCAGACUUCAACUAAAGGUGACCACACUUGCCCCCUUCCCACAGGAGCCUGGAGGCCCAGUGGUGCAGCAAAUACCUAGAGAUGAGGGUCUGAAGGCCAAAGCUAAGACCAGAGUCUCACAGACUUCCCCCUUGGACCACCUUGGCUCUCCCCACACUAUCAGGAGGCCGUUGCUGAAAGGACAGGGUGAGCACCAGGAGGACUUCCAGGAGGCAGCCCAAGCUCCCAUCUCCACCCAGCAGGAUCCAGCGACCCCUCAUGUGGGCUCAGCACCCCCACUUGAGAUGGUGUCCCCUCAGGAGCCUGGGGCCCAGCCAGACCUGGCAUUGGCCAGAAGCCUUCCUCUUCCUGAGGAGCAACCAGUGGAGCCCCUCAAGAAGGCUGGAGCUGGAGAGACCUGGGAACUCAGCUCCCCAGGUCCCCCAUCCAAGCAGCCUGACCUUCCUGAUGUUAAAGACACCCCAGGACCCCAGCCCACACCUACUCCAGCUUCCCAGACUCCAGACAGGCAGCCACAUCCAGCCAUAGCAGCAAUGAACGGAGCAGAUCCGGUCUCUCCUCAGCGGGUGAGAGGAGCAGUGGAGGCUCCGGGCACCUCCAAGUCCCUCAUCCCUCGUCUCUCAGACCCUGGCCCAACUACAAACCGAACAGACAGCCCUGUGGGGGCCCUGCAGCCAGAUGAAGCUGAGGAGUGGCCAGGACGCCCCCAAAGCCAUCCCCCAGCACCCCCAGUGCAGGCCCCCUCAACAACACGCCGAGGCCUCAUUCGAGUCACCACUCAACGAGCCCUGGGCCAGCCACCCCCACCGGAACCCUCAGCCAGCUCUGUGGCUUCAGCACCAGCUUCCAGUCCCCCAGCCAAUGCCACUGCACCCCCUCUGCUCUGGGGGCCCCUGCGGCAGGUGCUGAGUAUUUCCUGGGAGCUGCACGUCUAUGGGGUGGGGGUGCUCUUCCUGCUGCCUGCGUUACUGGCACUGGCCACACUGGCAGCUGCCCUGACAGGGCCCCGGCUGGCCCUGGUGGCUGCGGUGCUGGUGCUGGUGGCUUCGGGUCUGCGAUCUGCCUACAUGCUCACCGACCCUUAUGGCUCGCAGGCGCGGCUGGGCACGCACGCCGGCCUGGUGCUCUACAACCUGCCCUUCCCUUUGCUACUCACGGCGCUGGCGGCCCUGACCCUGCUGGGCCUGGGCGUGGGGCUGCCACAGCCGCUGCAGAACCCGCUCCUGCUGGGAGCUGUGGCAUUGGUGCACGGCGUGGGAUUGCUCGCGACAGACCUGCUCUCCACCAAGCCUGUGGUUAACCUGCUGGCGCAGGGCCUGUCGUGCGCCUGGGGCGCGUCGGUGGCCCUGGGCACGCUGUGCUUAUGCCGUCGCCGCCUGCUGGACGGCCCGCGGGGCUGGGAUGCCAGCCCGGGCCCGCGGCUGCUGGCCGUGGCGGGCUCUCUGGGGCUGCUGGCCAGCGGCUUGCAGUUGGCGGCUGCGCUCUGGCUGUAUCCGGGCCCAGGCCAGGUGGGCCGCUUCUCCUGGGCCUGGUGGGGCGUCCAUUUCUGGCUGCGUCUGCUGGAGGUGACAUGGGCACUCGCCCUGGCGCUGGCCGCUGUGGCCGCCACGCGUCCCAGGCCGCCCACGGAGCACGCUUGCUGGGCUAAGCUGCUGCGCCUGGCGUGCCCCGCGCCGUCGGGCAAGAGCGAGGUGCCCGAGCGACCCAACAACUGUUAUGCGGGACCCAGUGGCAUCGGCACAGGCGGUUUGGACAUCAGCAAGAGCCUCAUCCGCAACCCCGCAGAAGGUGGGCCACCUGCCACGCCCAGUUCAGGCGCCUGGGGCUCAGCUGCGUCGCUGGGUCGCGGCCGGCAGGGUGGCCCGGGACCGUCCCGCAGCAGCGUGGGGCCCGCGCCGUCGCUGAGCGAGCUGGACCUGCGGCCGCCGUCACCGAUCAACCUGAGCCGCAGCAUCGACGCGGCGCUCUUCCGCGAGCACCUGGUACGAGACAGCGUGUUCCAGCGCUGCGGUCUGCGCGGCCUGGCCUCCCCGCCGCCAGGGGGCGCUCUGCGGCAGCGCCGGGGCAGUCACCCCGACGCCGAGCUCGACGGCGCCGGCUCCUCGCUGCUCCGCGGCCGCUGCCGCUCGCUCAGCGACGUGCGCGUGCGCGUGCCGGCCCCGCAGCCCGCUUCCGACGAGCCCGGCCGAGUGGCCGCUGCGGUGGCCGCCUCCGGCAGCUCCUUGGACAGCUUCUCCAGGGGAUCGCUCAAGAUCAGUUGGAACCCAUGGCGCCACGGGCUGUCGUCGGUCGACAGUCUGCCCCUAGAUGAACUGCCCAGCACGGUGCAGCUACUGCCUGCCCCGACCCCAGUGCCCGCGCCCACCCCUGCCCGGCCCGGGGAGCCCCAGGGCGAGGUCCAUGCGCGCUGCAAGCCUGGGGACUCCCGCAGCGCCUCCAGUGACACCAUUGAGCUCUGAGCACUCUGUCUCGCAGGACCUGGACCCUGCCUUCCAUGCGCACACGGCAUGGCUGCCUGGGACACUUGAGCAGUUGAACAACUGGCUUUCCUGGACCUGCACCUGACUGUAGCCCUUGGUGACUGACGGGCAUGA
Messenger RNA from Castor canadensis (American beaver), 3033 nucleotides. It is a transcript of the gene Prrt3, whose product is annotated as proline rich transmembrane protein 3. The record is from RefSeq and is a predicted model, not a curated record. Lineage: Eukaryota; Metazoa; Chordata; Mammalia; Rodentia; Castoridae.